Amoebophrya sp. A120 is the source of this 6762-nucleotide messenger RNA. NCBI's taxonomy places the organism in Eukaryota, Dinophyceae, Syndiniales, Amoebophryaceae. The record is from the annotation of a GenBank genome assembly.
CAGGUGGUCCGGGCGAGGGCGGAAGCCUGGGCGAUCACCCCCCUCCGGAAAUCGUGGACGGCGGCCCGCCGCCACCAUUCGGCACCCCACCUGAGGAAGUGGCCGCAGAGCUCCAAUCCGAAGUUGAAGCUGGCCUCGUCGAUGUGACUGAUGUAUCAAUCGCAAAACAAGAACAAGUAUCGCAGUCGUACUGGUAAUUGCUGCCCCGCAGCAUCAUGAUGUGCACAGCCAAGAUCUUUUGUCUCACUCCCAGAACAAUUUCGAUUAUAAGGUAAUUGAUAAUUUUUUGUGACUGUAUCACGCAAGAACCUAAGGUCUAGAACUACUAGCAGGUAGGCGCUGUACAACCGGUACGAUAGCGAUAGCUGUGCUUUUGCAAUGCAUAGGCUGAUUUGAUGCUUCACAGCCCCGGCUCCGUUACCGUGGAUGACGGAAUGAUUGACAAUUUGGUGACCGCGACGGGCAGUUUCGCUUCUGACGACACCGAGACAGCGGCCCAGUGCGCAAGAGCAGGCGUGACGCACAACCCCUACUGCGUGAUGGAACUCCUGACGCGGGCGACCACGCUGGGCGGCGCGCCAGCCUGGCUCGUGCGGCAAACGGACAAGAUUGAAAAACAGCUUUCCAGCUGGAUUCUCGACUCUCUCUCGCAUGCGGAAAACCUCUUUCAGGCGGCAAACGAAGCAGCUGCUGCCGCAUUUGACUCUUUUGACGGCCCUCUUCCAUGGGGAGGCUCGAAAGAGGAGGAAGAGGUUGAAGCGGAUGGUGGUGAUGGUGCAGCGGGUGCUCCUCCUGGUGAAGCGGAACAGCAAACAGAGGAACCACAAAGUCCGGAUGAUGAAUCUUCGCCCGAGGACGGAACGUCACCGCACGAAGAUGAAGUAGAAACGGAAGCGCCGGAGCAAACGCCAGCUGAGGAGGGAGUAGAACCAGAUGUGGCGGGGGGACAAGAAGAUGGCGAUGGGGGCGAUACGGAAGAAGAUCUUCCUGCUGUUGUUGACGGCGCCACCGGCGGCAUUACCAGCCCGGGCACUACUAAAUCCGUGAUCUCCCAAGCGGCGCCGGAAGAGUGGCGCGAAACCCUUUUGCUGCACAACCUGUACCGCUGUCUGCACAACGCCCCGCCCCUCGUGUGGAACGAAGACUUGGCGACGAACAGUGCGCAGUACGCGCAAUGCAACGACCCGGCGAGAGUCAUGUGCGGUUUUCCCGCGUCCGACAGCUACCACUCCCCGAAAUCUACCAGACAGAACAAAUUCGGAUUCACGGGGAGUUUCGGCGAGAACAUCGCUUUUGGGUUUGGCGGUGAUAAUGAUUUGAACCCGGCGACCUGGGGGCGGGCGACGAAGAUGUGGUACGAGGACGAAAUCGUGUACACCCAGGGUUGGCCGGUUGGGAGCGUGUCUGAUCUUAGUGUCACAGUGAGCUCCUUGAGCACGAGCGGCAUCACCACCCCAGUCGGUGCGUGGACCAACGAAGCAGCUGCCCUGGGGAAGGGCGCAGCCCUGCACGCCGACGAUAACACUGGCGGCGCCAUCGGACAUUACACCCAGGUCAUCUGGGGCGAGUCUUCGGAGCUCGGGUGCGCGGGGUUCGAAACGGCAAAGAACGUGCUUUGCCAGUACGGUGUGAGCGGGAACGUGGGGACCGCCGGCUUCACGAAGCACUACACAGCGAAUGUCUUACCCGUGUCGAAAACGGAGCAGCAGUGCGCGGGGGCAAACGACGACCAAUACCAACUGCACGGAUCCGUCAAGGUGUCCUUUCCAGGCACAAUGAGUGUGACAAAAUGCGGGGAGCAGCCCGGGUAUUCGAUCGGCACACACACAGUACCACCGCAAGAUCCGACAAACAUGAUUCUCAACGCUCUGGAGACACCCGUGAAGGAGGCCUUGAAGGCGUUUUUUUCUCUGACGACAACCAACUUCGAUGUAUUCGUGGAGUCGAAGCCGUUGUACAGUGCGCAAUGCGUGAAAGAUCCGGACUCUGAGAAUUUGACCUACGAAUUCGGAUUCGUCUUCCGCUCGCUGACUGCGGGGAAGGCCAAGUGCCUGAAAACGGUGCUGAGCAGCGGUCGCGCGUCUUCUGAUCUGCUUCACACUCUCCGGGAGAAGUGCAGCGGGUCUAGUGAUUGCCAGCAAGCCAAGAUGUUUUGGACGGGGGAACUCGCGGGGAUGGCGCUCGGCUCCGUCGUUUCUCUCGACUACAAACCUGCGAUGGCGGACGAAGCCUCCGUCUUGGCAAACACUGGUGACGACUGCAGCACCAGCGCGGAACAAGCUGCAGCAGCAGGGGCCUCCACAGCUUCCUUUCUCGAAAAGGACGAUGAUGAGAAAAAAGACGAAGAUCAUGAUGUUGCCAUCAAAGAAGCUGCUGCUGCGAUCUUGGGCAAAGAUUCUGACUUUGCUGCGGCUCAGGCGACGCAUGCCUUGAUGAGCACAGGAGCCUACAACUCGUCAUUGCCGGAGGGAAUUGGAAUGAAAAAGCCGGAAAUGCAUGCUUUUUCAGCCUCCAGUCUGCGCGCCCUCUCAGAUGAAAAGCCGGGACCGCGAGCCCAGAGGGACGUGCUGGAAGCGGCCAAACUGCAGUUCAAAAGCCGCAUCGCAGCCGCCGCAGAGAGCGGGACCACGGAUCUUCUGGAAGCUAGUUAUGGAAUAGAAAAAAAGUUACCGUGUACUCUGUCGUCCCGACUACUUACAAAACGCAUUACAUGGAAUGAUGUUACUCUACCGCAACUUGUUGAAGGCCGGUAAGUCAUGUUGUUGUAAUGCUUUUGACGCAAAUAAUGUCAACCGAAGAAGCUUCUUUUGUAUCUUGCAGUAGUGCCAUGUGUAGUUGUUCGUUAUUCGAAAUGGGCGACAGCACCACGGUAUCAAAUUCUCCUUGUCCAUAGUUCUCUUCCCGAGGAGACCAAGAAGAUCACCGAGGUCGCCCUGGUGUGCGGGGUGUCGCAGGCAGCCUGCCUGAAGGAGCUUCUCACCGGCGCGCUCUCUGACGUCCCGCACGCCGAUCUGGGGGCGGCGCUGACCAGUCUUGCGCGCACCCCGCUGGACGUUGCGAUUGAUAGCUUGGUCACGGAGGAGCAGGUGCGCGGGGCAAUGGAAAUGCCGGGUUUGAUGCUGGUUCCCGUGGUCACUGAAGUGCUCAUGUCGGAACUGCUUGGGGGAAUCGACUUCGCGCUGGCGUCCGGCGCCGCGCCUGACGCAGAAAUGGAGGAGGAGCUGCUCGGGAGUAUUAGCAUGUACACAAAUUUGCGCACCGCCACUGAAAGCCUUUCGUGGAGGAGUCCGAUGACUGCUUUAAAAUGCGUUUUCGAGAAGAAGUUCGGCCCCUGUGUAUGCAAUACAAAUUUUCCGUACAUGUACAAAGUGCAUCACAAAUUUCACCAAUUUGGGGUGUGACACUUGUGAUGCUAAACUACGAUCGAAGCCCAGUUUUGUCAUGCAGAGAUUGCGUUUGUACGUGUGCGGGAAAUUUACUGUGGAUACUGUGCGGCCCAAGUGGCGAGGGAUGCGCUCCACAUGGAAUUGGCGGGGGCGUACAGGGAUUACCACGACGUUGUUCCCGAAGCCGAGCGAGAACCUGGUACAAGUGCCAGUAGCUUUCUCCUUGCGAAGACCUCUCGUCAUCUUGCUGAUCCGGAUUUUCUGUCCUCAAUGGAGCAUCUGCACCCGCCCCAGGAGCAAGAUCUGUUGCCGCAGUGGUUAUCCAAGGCGUUUAGUACAACCGCAGAAGAACAAGACGAACAUUCCUCCCAGGCGGCUGUCCGAACCGGGCUGCUUUGCAUGGUCAGCCAGGUCGCCUGUGCAGGAAAACUUCUUGCAGGGGAAAUCGGUACUAGCAGUACGGAUACUGCUCUUGAUCAUUCCGGCGUUCCAACCCUCAGCGCCAUGCUAACCGGCGUCCGCGAGCGGUUCCCGGAAGGUGACCACUUGCAGCCGGAGCAGAUUGCAGCGGGAGUGGUGAUUGCUGCGGGACUGGCUAGUACUAGUCCACCCACCUCCGAUCCAGCAGGUACAGCAGCAGCAUCUUCAGUCGAGGAAAAACUCGCAGCGGCAUUGACAACCGAACUUCUCGCCAAGCCGAUGACCGUGGAAGAGGUGUUCAUGGCACAAGAGCUCAGUGGUCUGCAACAUGGUCGUGGUCCCGUCUCGGAGCUGCAACAAGGAAGCAGCGAAACGUCGGAGAGUGGCAUCGAACAAGAACAACCUAAGUCAGAAACCGAGGAUGAAGAAAUGAAACAACACAUACAACGGAGCACGAGAGACUUUGUGUCGCGGACACUGCUGUCUACAGAGGAAAAUCAAACACUUCUAGAAGUCGGCGUGACAUCCGUGCUCCUCUGCAUCAUCGAUCUGCAGCAGUGCGCUGCCACAAUCGCACAGGACGCGGCCAGUCAGCACUUUCCCAAGUGGAUGAGAGUCGUCGUGGAGGACGAUGAAGGUGCUGAUGCUGGGCAAAGCCUAGCAGCCCCACAGCUACUUCCCGACUGGAUGCUGAGUCUACUUUCGUCGCAGGACGAGGAGCUAUCCGGGGAAGGAGCCUCCUCUUCAGCGUUCUUGCAAGCCCGUGCUAGCCGUCGGAAUAAACUGACGGCGAAAAGAACGGGCAGGAAGGUUGUGAAAGCGGGAACUGGAAACAAGGAGAAAUCGGGCACGACGUUGGGCGAAGCGUACGACGACACGAUGUUGGCCGAAAGCGGGGAUUUUCCUCCAGUAUCGGGGCACAGCCACGAAAUCAUGUUCCCGGAGGGUGAUGCUCGUGGUGCCCCCAAGUUCCCCUGGUUCGUCACGAUGGGAGGCGGAUCACUAGUGGACCCGAUGAUGUUCGCUACGAGCGGGAAUGAAGAGGAUGAAGAGGGCAAUCAGCUGGUUUUGUGGAUGGAGCCAAAAAUGCCGAGUACAACUCCUGCCUCUUCCGCUCCUUCCGGCGACGAAACUGCGGCCAGCACUCCGGGCUUCAGCUUCUCCCGUCGCACUCCGAAAAAUGCCGCUGUCGGCUUCGCCAUGACGUGCAUGGUGGACGGCCUCGCGUGCCUGAAAAGCAUCAUGGAUGGGAAAAUGUUCACACUGGUAGGGGAGGACAACAUUUCGGUGCAGCGCGCAUUGCAAUUGCUGCCGGAUCCCCUGGGCUACCUCGAAAUGAUCUCCGGACACUGCGGCUCUGCUGCUCGUGCGGCUGACGCGUCAGAACAACGGAUUUUUUUGUGCAAUUUUUUCGCACAUUGGUUUUGGGAUCCGGCAGCUGAGCUCUUGGAAUACGGGGCCCUCGUGCCGACGUCAGAAGGCGCCGACGUGGCGCGCAUGCAGCUUGAAGUGUGGCAGAAUCUUGCCGCUGAAGAAAAGGCACAAGCCUACCAACAGCACGCUAUGGCCCUGCUUAAGUGGGGAAUGGAGCUGAACCCGGAGGAGGCUACAGCGGAAGAUUGGAUGGAGAAGUACCGUGAGAGGUUUUCGGCGCGGUCGGACUGGACCGGUUUUACACCGUACGACUGGACGGGAUGGGAUUCGGAAGAGAAGCUGGAUGAAGUAGAAGACUCUACUUCCCCUUCUUCCAGUCUGGAGAAAACGAAGCUGACCACCUCCGGCGCAGGGGAGCAUGACGAACAAGCCACGUCCGGUGCUGCUGUUGCUGCUCCGUACCCACUCACAUCCGACCAGUCCAGAGCGGAAAGUCGUUUUCAUUUAAAAAAACACGCCGACACGCCGAGCAAACGGUCCCUGAGUGGAUUUUCGCUUUCGGUGUGAAAAGGUGGUCGGGGCGACGAGAGGUGGCGUUUUCUCUUUUCGAGAAUGUGGCUUUUUGUUCGAAGUUUAAUUACGCGAGGACGAUGUUGUCCGUCGCAGCAGAAUGCAGGCGCGGGGUUCUAGCAUUCACACUCUCAUCUUCAUCGAUUUCGCAUAAGCAAGAGACAGGAGAGUCUGUUUUAUUUUUCAGGAAGUAUUUUUGUUGUUGAUGUUGUUGUUGUCGUUGUCCUCACGACCGACCGGACCAGGGGGCGGGCAGAUUUCUAUUUUUUUUUCACAAAUUUUGGCACAUGAUAUGUCAGUUCUUUAUUUCCCCCAUUCCGCGUGAUCAGCAGCACUAGCACCACAGAAAAAAAACUAACACGUCCAAUUCCUCACAUUUUUUUUCGAGUUAUCUUUUCAAACAGGUUUCUAACCAACUAUGCUAAAAAAAUAUACAAAAGUAGUCUUAUUCAGGCGAUGAACGAUAUUUCGCCCGGCGUGUUUUCAUUGAAAUCCUUCAAAAAAGUCUUCGCACGUCAUGAUCAUCUUCAUCAAGAAAGAAAAAAUAACAUUUACCGGAUUCCGUGUUGUAUCCAAUAUGAACAAACAAACGCCUAGGGAAAAAGGUGAGUAAACGCGUUCCCACCUUGACGCAUGAACACAAACAAACAAACAACAAACAAACAACAUCUACCGCAUAAAAGACCGACGCUAGAUUUUUCCUAAAUUGAGAUUUUUUUUGGUAUUCGAUAUUGCGGGCGACUCAUUCCGAUGAUAACGGUUCAUAGCUUCAAAAGUUUUUCUUUCCGUUCUCUUCUUUCGAGUUAAGUACAUGCUGACUCGGACAAAAGUUUUCCCCUGGUCCUUUCUUGUGUUGAAAGGUUGAAUUUCUAUGCAUCUUGAUCGCGACGUUGCGAAGCCCAAGCAACACUACUUCAGCCCCUCUGAAGAAAGACACGAUCAUCCCAAACUGUAGAUUAUCAGCUAAGUAGUAGAUCGACCCCUAGAUGAAAAUUCACACGCAGCGCUGAAU